AUGUCUGACUCGCCAUCUUUGUCGGACCGUGAAGAUCUUCAGGAUACUCCAAUGGUGAUACAACUGCGCAUAGAAGCCGGAGAAGAACUUCCGCCACAGCCCAACAUACCUCCCAGUGACUAUGACAUCUGUCAGGCAAAGUUGUAUGAGAGGCAAGUGGAGAUCAAUUACAUGCGUGGACGGGCUAACAACGCCCAGUUCGCGUCCGCAAUCAAAUACAAGGCAUCUGUGAUGACCGCCUCCGAUAACAAUGCUGCGCCGGUUUGGUUCAAUCAGACCAUGCGGGAACUACGCCGUGAUAUCAGGAAGGGCUUUCAACGACUUGAGCGGCGACUUGACGAUACCAAUCGGCUGCUUGACGAUACCAAUCGGCGACUCGACGACACCAAUCGGCUGCUUGCGGAUGGAAAUCGACGACUUGCGGACACUCAAAGGACCUCAGGAAAUAUAUACAACAGCAUGAAUGCUAAAGGUGGUGUUGCACCAUUCAUUCAAAUUCCCUGGGCAGAUGGCACAUACCCGUGGGGAUUCGUUCAUCGGAAUCAACCCCUGCCAGCCCUCACCUCGGUUGCUGUGGUUGAAGGGCUGGAUGGAUAUCAGUCGUGCAAGAUAUAUCAAGGCUAUUACCCUAACAAUGAUGUGCCUGAGGCUCAGGAGGAAAGAGUGACUGCAAUUCUACUUGCCAUAGGGUGUGUCGACAGGUUGUGA
Molecule: messenger RNA, 708 nt
Organism: Sparassis crispa
Lineage: Eukaryota; Fungi; Basidiomycota; Agaricomycetes; Polyporales; Sparassidaceae
Exons: 5
Coding region: 1-708 (235 amino acids)
Source: RefSeq, a predicted model, not a curated record